Messenger RNA from Orycteropus afer afer, 942 nucleotides. It is a transcript of the gene CYB5R5, whose product is annotated as NADH-cytochrome b5 reductase-like. NCBI's taxonomy places the organism in Eukaryota, Metazoa, Chordata, Mammalia, Tubulidentata, Orycteropodidae. Gene Ontology annotation, molecular function: oxidoreductase activity. The transcript has 6 exons. The coding region runs from base 1 to 942 and encodes 313 amino acids. The record is from RefSeq and is a predicted model, not a curated record.
AUGAUGGACGAGAGGGAGGAAGAUGACAACGAAGCCUGGCUCCUUCUGCGGCCUGUGGAACCCUUGCCCUCCCAGUGCUGUGGCAGUGGCUGCUCACCAUGUGUAUUUGACCUCUAUCACCGAGACCUGGCAAGGUGGGAGGCAGCCCGAGCCAGCAAGGACAGGAGCCUGCUGAGUGGAGAGGAGGUACAGAGCUGCUCCUCCAGCCUGAGCCCAGAAACCUUCCUGGCAUUCAGCAUCACCACUGUGGACAAAGUCACCAAAGAUACCUACUGUGCUCGGUUUGCAUUGCCUGGGAACAGCCAGCUUGGCCUGUGGCCUGGCCAGCACCUCAUCCUACGGGGGAUAGUGGAUGGCUUAGAAAUCCAGAGAGCUUAUACACCCAUUAGCCCCGCCAACGCAAAAGGGUACUUUGAAGUUUUAAUUAAGUGCUAUCAGACUGGGCUGAUGUCCCAAUAUGUCAAGUCCUGGAAAGCAGGAGAUACAGCUUUCUGGAGAGGACCUUUUGGAGGCUUCUUCUAUAAACCAAACCAGUAUGGUGAGCUCCUCAUGCUGGCUGCAGGAACGGGCCUGGCCCCCAUGGUGCCCAUCCUGCAGAGCAUCACAGACAAUGCAGACGAUGAGACCUUCGUCACUCUGGUCGGCUGCUUCAAGACCUUUGAGGGUAUCUACCUGAAACCCUUCCUCCAGGAGCAGGCCCGCUUCUGGAAUGUCCGCACCUUCUUUGUACUAAGCCAGGAGAACUCCCUGGAGCAACUCCCCUGGAGUUACCGUGGCAAGACAUGCUUUGGCCGCCUGGCCCAGGAUCUGAUGGAAGAACUGGUCAGCUCCUGUCGCAGGAAGCCAUUUGCAUUGGUCUGUGGCUCGGCUGAGUUCACCAAAGACAUGGCCAGGUGCUUGUUGUAUGCAGGCCUGGAUGAGGACUCCUACUUCCUCUUCUAG